Molecule: messenger RNA, 1599 nt
Organism: Colletotrichum truncatum
Lineage: Eukaryota; Fungi; Ascomycota; Sordariomycetes; Glomerellales; Glomerellaceae
Product: major facilitator superfamily transporter
Biological process (GO): transmembrane transport
Cellular component (GO): plasma membrane
Molecular function (GO): transmembrane transporter activity
Source: RefSeq, a predicted model, not a curated record
AUGUCUGGGUGGAAACAUGCGUUUUCGUUAAGCAAGCAUGAGGUGCUGCAGGCCACGCCUCCGGGGACGGCGAAGUUGAUUUGUGAGUCACGACAUGAAGACGAAUCCGUGGGCGGGUCCCGAAGAUCAUCAGCCUCCCUUAUUCGAUUUCCCCAGCCGUCCAAAGAUCCAGCCGACCCUCUGAACUGGCCAUCAUGGCGCAAGUUCGCUCUUCUCUUGACCGUUAGCCUCUACUCGUUUGCAGGCAACUUCACGAGUGCCAGUAUUGCGCCAGGACUUCAGCUGUGGUUCAAAACGUUCCCGACACAAAUUCGGCCUUUCAGCGACUUGACGUACUUCAUUGCGAUCAGCACAUUGUUUCUCGGCGCCUCAAACAUUUGGUGGGUUCCGUUGUCGAAUAUUUUUGGUCGAAGGCCGGUGCUGCUCGUUGCUACACUUCUCAUGACUGUUAGCACCAUAUGGUGCGCAGUUGCGACUUCGUACAACUCUGUCCUCGUUGCCAGAAUCUUCCAAGCUAUAGGUGGAGGUGCUUCUGAGACUGUUGCUCCGGCUCUUAUUGGCGAGGUUUUCUUCGUUGAUGAGCGUGGCAGGGCCAUGGCAAUUUAUACUGUCUUUCUUGCUGGUGGUCCACUCAUUGGUGGUAUUGCUGGUGGCUACAUUGGGUAUCAGCUUGGCUGGGCCUACAUCUUCUGGGUUGGCGUUGCCAUCUCUGCGGUGUGUUUUGUCGGGGUCCUCUUCUUCGUCCCCGAGACCUUAUACGAACGUACUUUGGCACCUGUUGAUCCGGCCGUCAUCAACAACGUCGAUGAAAAAGGGAUGGAAAGCUACGUCGAGGAUGUUGGGAGUCAAGACGCGAAUCACAGGCCCUACACGUUCGGCAGAUCUCUUGGCUUUACUCACUAUCGCGGCGGUGUGGCUCGCAAUUUCAUUGCGCCAUGGCGAACAGUUGCUCUCCCCGGAACCUGGGUUGUCAUGUUCCACUACGCCGGUCUCGUCGGUGGUAUCGUCACCAUUUCCACGAUCGGGCCUCAGCUGGUGGCCAUGCCACCUUACUCAUGGGGCGCCAACGUAGGCCUCAUUAAUAUGGGAGGUGUCAUUGGCACAAUCCUUGGUGCAUUGUACACAUACCUUCUCUCCGACGCCCGGCUGAAAAAGGCUGUGAAAACACAGGGGGGCCUGGCAGAGCCUGAGAACAGACUCCCAACAAUGUUCCCUGCGCUUGCUAUCGCCACGGGUGGAUUUUUCACGUUUGGGUUCGUCGCUCAGUAUCCUUCGCCAAACGGCUGGGUUGGCCUGUGUGUUGGGUUUGCCAUGGUUGCUUUUGGACUCAUGCAGGUGCCCUCGGUCGGAUUCAACUAUCUCAUCGACUCGUACGGUCGUCUUUCAGGAGACUGCUUUGUGGUUGUGACUAUCAUGCGUGCCAUAAUCGCAUUUGCCUGGACAUUUUUUGUAUCGCAUUGGGUCGAAGAAAAGGGUGCCGCAGAGCCAUUUGGCAUAUUUGGUAUGUUGAUGGGAAUCUUCUCCAUGCUCACAGUUCCAGUGUGGAUGUACGGAAAGCGGACGAGGAUUGCAACUGCGAGCCUGGUUGAAAGGACCUGA